CAAAAGCCCAAACAAAAGAUUGUCACCUUGGGGACGUUUUAGAUCGAUAGGAUUUACUGUUAUCUGUUAAUCACGUGUAUUAACAGGUUUUACAGGGCAAUGAUGAUACUUAGUUGAUCACAGUUUGGAGAAAUACAAACAAACAUGGAAUUUACAGUUAGGUUGUGAAAAUGUCACAUUGAAUGAUUGUUGAUGAUGAUCAUGAUGAUGGUGUGAAAUUUUUCAGCUUCACAACUCUUAGAAUUUAAUUAAUUAUUUAUGAAAUAGAUGGUGUAAAUGCUAUCUCAACUUGUGUGUGAAAGAAGGAACCUUUCAAUGGAUUAGUCUAUGAAUAAAUUUAGGUGGUCAAAAAAAAGAUGUUAGCAACAUGUAAUUAUCGGUGUGAGGGCAGUGGUGGUAUUGAAGAAGUCAUGAAGCAUCCACCAAUCAACUUUGAAACUUUUGAAUAUAACCUUGGAGGAGUAAUAAAACUCAAAUGUAACAGUCCUGAAAAAUGUGGUGUUUGUGAAACAUGCUCUCUUGGCAGUAGAGUAAGACUUGUUAAAAGUUGGUUUUCCAAACUUGGUGAUCACACCAAACGAAGAUUCAUGUUGGGUCUUCUUAGGAGAAUCCACAGUGUUGAUUUGUUAAACCAGUUAGUAAAUAUAUUACAACCAUUAGUUAAUAAAGACUAUACUUAUGCUCGUAUGAGAACUCACCCAGGAAUAGACACAGAUAUAUCCACAUUAAGUUCUGAUCAUGCACUACCAGCCUGUGCUGUAGAAUAUUAUGUUACCUCCACAUGGGACUGGUUUACAGAUGCUAAUUAUUGGACAAAAGCAAACUUUGCUAUGACUAUUUUACAACUUUGUGAUGCAAAUCUAUUGUUUAUGUUGUAUACACAAGCUAAAACACUUUUGGUAUCAGAAGAACGGGCCUUAUCAGCAAAACCAGAAACUGACCACACGGAAGCAGCAUCUGUAUACAGCAGUCAGUAUUCAUUAGAAUCAGCAGAACAUCCAGAACUUAAUUUAUUAUCUCAAGCCAGACCAGACUACAGUAAAAUAAUUACAGACCCAUUUACAGGAGAUCCUCUAACUAUAAACAUUAAAGAAAAUAAUAGUGAUGGUAGUAUUACUGAGAGUGUGACAAGUAUUGAUCCAGCUUGUAUGAUUAUACCUACUGGAUCUAAAGUUUAUUCAGGUGUAGCAAGAUAUAAAGAUUUUAUUCGUAAUCUUCCUGUCCACCUGGGUAAAUUUAUUUUAAGUUUUCUAGAUAGGGGCAGUCUGACCAAUGUCCUUUGUGUGAGUCGGAACUGGAGAAGUUUGGCUGAAGAAGUCAACCAAGAACGUCAUGUUAAUCAACUCUUAAUCGAAGAAGUUAUGCUAAUGCAGGGUGCUGCUGCUCAAUGUGCUAAUCCUGUUUUUGCCAGAGAUGUAGAUGUUUUGGUACCUAAUUUACAACCUGGAACAUGUAAUGUCAUCCACACUGAUGAGACUGUUGUUAAAACUCAGUUUAAGAAAGAUGUCAGUUUUGAAACAGCUUAUAGUGGUGUAGCAACACGUAAAGUUAUUAUGGAAGAGAGAAAUGUUUAUUGUGGUGCUUAUAAUGUAAUGGUUUUAAAAGAUCAAACUGAUACAAAUCGAGUAAUUCAUACAGAUGGUGGAACAUUGAUAGCUACAGGCUCUAAAGAUCGUAAAGUAAGAUUUUUAGAUGCUGUUUCUGGUAAAGAGAAAGGACCAUUAAUAACAGGCCAUGCUGGUUCUAUAAGAUGUGUAUUUAUCUGUGAGAAAAAAAAAAUAGUGUUUAGUGGAAGUUACGACACCAGUAUCAGAUUAUGGUCGAUAGAAACUGGCCAGUGUUUAAAAAUAUUUCGAGGUCACAGAGAUACUGUGAAUUCUCUAUUAUUAGAAGGUGAAGUAUUGAUAUCUGGUGGAAAAGAUGGUGCUUGUAAAGUAUGGGAUUUACAGACAGGUAAAUGUCAAAUGACAUUUCGUCACAAGAGUUCUGUUUGUAUAGUAUCUCUUUGUAAAGAUUGGUGUAUAGCUGGUUGUGAAUCGGGUAAAAUAAGAGUAUGGAGUUUAGAUAAUGGUAACUUAAUCAAAACAUUAACUGGGCAUCUUGGACCUAUAACUGGUAUUAAGUUAGAUAGAUGGCAUAUAGUAUCUGGUAGUAGAGAUGGUUAUGUAAUGGCGUGGAGUGCACAUGGUGACCAUUCUAGAUGUUUAACAGCAUUACGACAUCCAAAAGAAGUUUUAUGUUUAGAGUUUAUGUAUUUACGUGUUAUAACUGGUUCAGCUGAUGGCCGAUUACGAAUUUGGAAUUUGGUAACAGGACAGUGUUGUCGUAUUAUGAGAGGAAACAGUCGUAGUGAUCCAAUACUAUCUAUCAUUACUAAUGGUGAUAGAAUUACACUGAAUACAAGUCAUAAUCUCCUUGUUUUAAAUUUUGAGAAAGUUGAAUGGGAUUAUUCUUUAGAAACAGACUCUGUACCACCACUGGCACAAUAUGGUUCCUAUUCAGAUGCACCAAUAAGACAACAAUCUUAUGCCUAUGUGAGAGCCAUGCGUAUGAAGAAGGCAGGAGCUACAAAUACUAAAAUAAUCAAUCACGAUGGUAAUAUGAAUGAUGCUACUCAUGUAAAGUCUUGGUUACAAUCGGAUUACCCAGCUCCCCAAAUUCUCCAUAGCGCCAAAUCACUAAGUGCCAUAAGUUUAGAAAGUGCUAGAAGAAUUCAAUCCAGUCAAUCUCUGUCUGCUACAUAUGAGAGUCGUCUGUGGACUGGAGAAUCUGAAGGUAAAAAGAGUGAAUCUUGCGGAGUAACAUGGCAGCAGACUAAAGGUCAGAAUGUAUCUCCACCAAACAGUGCUCCUCAGCGAUCUCCUGUCUCUACAACCUCUAACAAGGUACCUAACUCGAGAUCAUGUAGUCGACCUGCUACAGUUAAAUCUCAACCAUCCAUUGUAAAAAUCAUGGAUCCACCUGUUCAGAAAAUAGAUGGCAUAGAAUUCAAGCCUCCAAUCAAUAUUGAAAGAAGAGUAUCGUGGGCCUUUGAUAAACCGUUAUUGCCUUCGGCCAAGGAUAUUUCUCUUUCUGAAAUGAAGGCCCUGUUGAGGUCUCAAAUAAGAAUGAAGGCAGAAAAUAUUGUGCCACCUGAUUUUAUUUAUCUGACUGUGAACACAAUACAGCGAUCAAUGAGUCAGUCAGAAACAAAUACCAAUACAUAUUUAAACAUAAAAGAUGAACCUACUCAAACUAUGGCAACUGUCCACAGACCGUCCUCAUCGCCUGGUAAAAUUGAUCCAAGAACAAAGGUUCCUGUUGAACAACUUGGUCUGGAAUAUCUGAGAACUUUCUCUGAAGAUGGAGAGACUGUUGUUUCAGAAUUAUCAGAGCUGAAAUCAAUCAGAUCAAUGAAAUCACGAGAACAACUCAGACCACCACCUCUACCCGAGAAAGAAAUCUAUUCUAUCAAAUGUAUCUCCACACCACUAAAAACCAAAGUUACACAAUCUGUUCAUCCAAAACAAAUUAAAUCCACCUUACCUCGAGGUAGAGUUAUACGUCCCUUAUCAGCCACCAUCAUGCAAAAGAUACCAGUUGCUCCUGAGUUUAUGAGCACCCCAAAUCGAAGACCAAUAACAGCACCUGUACAGGCACGACCAACCACUCUUAAUGCUAUACCCUCCUCCAUAAUACCAGCACUUCCAGGAUCACAGACGAGCCGUCAUAAAAAACAGGGCUUUAAAUCCCAAUCCGUAGAAACCAACAUUGUACCCAUGUUGAUGUAUUCACAAGAAGUUAAAGAUAAAUUAGAACAGUUAAAACACAGACAAAUAGAUAAUCAAGAGAAGAUACCUUACUCAUUUAGUGCUCCUCUUUUAGGUAAAGUCAGCCCUUAUAAUAAUCCUUUACGAACACAUGUCAAGUUUGAACUAAGAACCAAUGAACAAGAGCAAGAAAUGGUCACAAUGAUUAAAAAUAGCCACAAAAAUCAGAAGGUAAAUAAUGACGAAGUGGAUGAGAAGAAAAAAAGAGCUGCUUGGUUGGCAAAGGCAAGAAGCAAACCUAUGUAAACAUAUACUGUUUGAAUGGCAUUUAGUAAUUGAACACAUUAAAAUAAACACAACAGUUCUAUGGAUAACAAUUACUAUAUUUCUAUAAAGCUAUGUUUCAACAAUGAUUCUCUUGUCGUUAUCAAGCACAGAGUGUAAACAUGUUGAAUAUAAACUGGAUAGAGUAAAAACAAAAACAUACUUAUAGAAAACAGCUACUAGUGUAUUUUAAGGGGAUGUUUCGAAGAGUGUUCUCUCAACGUUAUAAGGGUUAUUAGCUUGAUAACAUUGAGAGAACACUCCUCAAAACAUUGCCCGCCUUUAAAUUUGACUGAUUAUUUAUUUCAAUGACGAACAGUAUAAAUCCAAAUUGUAUUUAUGACAUAAAAUUUAGAAGUAGAUACAUGAAACAUCAAUAUUUCAUUCAUGUUAUCCUACAUUAAUUAUGUAAUAAAGUAGGAAGUAAUGAAUAUUAAAUGAGAAGAAUAAAUCAUUUAUAUACCUUUGACUGACAAAAUUGCUGACAUAUUGAGAUACUCAUUAAAGAACGUAUAGAGUACAUUAUGCUAUUGAGUAAGACAAGAAUUUAUUUCACCUUUGCAACUAUCGCACAGCUACUUUGUUUCAGACAUUUUUUUUUUGAAAAUAGACUUUCAAGGUUGAAAAAAUGUGCCUUAUAUUUAUUUAUAUACUGCAGUAGAUAGCAGAGGGUGACAAUAUAUAAUAAUUUGACAAUAACAACCAAUGACUUAUAAUCUAUAUCUAUUGAAGUUAUAUUAUUUAUACCUUGUAAAUCUGUGAUUGUAUAAUCUGUGAUAUUAUUUCUUUUUAAGUUUCUUGUUUAUUAAUUUGUGUAUUAUUAUACUUUGACAAUAUAUUUAUAUAUUU
This is a messenger RNA of Patella vulgata (common limpet), 4922 nucleotides long. RefSeq names its product F-box and WD repeat domain containing protein 10B. Gene Ontology annotation, molecular function: protein binding. The record is from RefSeq and is a predicted model, not a curated record. Bases 357 to 4055 code for a protein of 1232 amino acids. The transcript is spliced from 10 exons. NCBI's taxonomy places the organism in Eukaryota, Metazoa, Mollusca, Gastropoda, Patellidae.